Neurospora tetraspora is the source of this 1079-nucleotide messenger RNA. RefSeq lists its product as uncharacterized. Lineage: Eukaryota; Fungi; Ascomycota; Sordariomycetes; Sordariales; Sordariaceae. Bases 470 to 1024 code for a protein of 184 amino acids. The record is from RefSeq and is a predicted model, not a curated record. The transcript has a single exon.
UGUGGUGAGAAAACGGCGGGUAUAAAGAUCGGAAUGUUGCCCCUGAUGAUCACGAUAUUCCUGUCGCACAAAGAAGAGACGACGAGCCGAACUCCAGAUCUGGCCGACCGAUUGAGUAUCCCGAAUGGAGACGAAGACGGGACAGAGGUCGUCGAGGUGUGGUAGAGGUGGUAGAGCUGGUAGGGCCGCAGAGGGGUCACAUAUUGCGCGCUCACUCAGGGUACCACCACGGGGGUACCACCACGGCACCACCACAGCACCACCCACCUUGUUCUUGGCAGCCGAUACGAUAUCGUCACAUAUUUUCUCGAAAGACACAGAAUUGUUGACUGGUUGACUGGCCGUCGCCUUCAAUCGCGUAAGCGUCUUGACGCUCGUUGGCAACGAUUCUUGCAUCGCGCGAUCCCACGAUACCCGGAGGUUGAAUGCUCGAUGCGACUUACCUAGUCGGCCCUCAUUCCCGGCCUCGAUGGACGAGGCAGCCACUGUGCAAGAGUGCCUGGGGAAACAACACGGGGGUCACCACCAUCGAAUUUGGCAUCAGUCCGGGACUCCAGGUUUGCGGACCCCUUGCUCAUUCCACACGUUUCUUCUUUGUUUCCUCAUGUUUUUUUGGUCCUCCGCACGCUCCGGCAAGUCGACCACGUUAUUGCCGACAAUACCAUUGCUAUCAGCUGACCCAACGGAUAUAGCAAAGCCCAAGGCUGAUCACGGCCAGAUCAUAAUAGCAAAGAGAUCCAUGAAUGGACGAAGAGAGGAUGAUAUUCAAUGCCUAUCCACCACCAGCACACCACAUUGCGGACACCACCGCAGGCUGCGCAGCUCAGCGACAUAUCGGCUGCAGCACUGUUUUGUAAGCGGAAUACCCAACUCCCUGCAUCAAACGGACCUGGUUAGCGCGACUUGGACCAAUGCCAUUGCCAUGGGGAGCGCUGAUGAGCCCGGCCAAUCACACCAAUCCGGCUCGCAUGCCCCCAUCAGAAUAUAUGGACUCUUGAAUAGGGAUCGAUUGAUUCCGAAAUAAUGAGAUUAUUGCACAUUAUUACCAGUUGCUGAAAUUACCGCUAAAACGAGGGACC